AUGGUCGCCGUGUCCAAGAAGGUCGUCGCGCAGACGUACGGCCGCAUCGCAUUGAGUGACCUCACUGCGGCUCAGACAUCUCAAUGGACUGUACGAGCUGUUUCUGGUAUCAGCUCGCGCCAGUUUGAGCGUCCGCGUCCACUCGACGACGUGUCAAGGGCCUCCGACGUGACUGCCACUGCACUUCGUCUACAGACAGCAGCGCUGGACGAGCGUAUGAGUGUUGGUCUACGCUGUGGAGCGUGUGAUGUGACUACAUUUUCGUCUCUGGAUGAGCAGUACGCGCAUUUCAAGUCGGUAGCGCACUGUGUGAACCUCAAGCGUCGAGCGCGUGGCUUGCCAAGUCUGUCGGAAGAGCAGGCGCUUCAGUAUAUGCAAGCACAUAACAAGAAAGAGAUGAAGAAGGAAGCGAUGGAUGGAGGGUACGUGUCAUCGUCAUCUUCAUCGUCGUGGUCUGAGGAAGAGAAGGAAGAGGAGAAGAUGGCUACAGUUUCGGAGCCAGUGGUCGAGUUUUCGGAUGGCAAGAGCGUGUUUAAGGUGUUUAAGAAUAUUCUACCGGAUGCUGAAGAGGAGAGCUUCAACCCGUACACUUCUUUGGACAGGAUCUGCGCAUCCAAGUUUCGCUGGGCUGUGUUGCUGCUACGCAGUGGUCGCUUUGCUGGAGCUGUGUUUGACAAAGACAAGGCGCUGUGUCACAAGACGUUCCAGCGAUACACGACGCGGCGGAAGCAGGGCGGCGCGCAGUCCGCAAGUGACGCCAGUGGCAAGGCAAAAUCGGCAGGAGCUACUCUACGGAGAUACAAUGAAGCGGCGCUGAAGCAAGACGUGGCUGCGCUGCUUGUGGAGUGGAAGGAGAUGUUGAAGGAUGCAGAGCUUAUUUUUCUGUCGAGUGGAAAGACAGAGCGUGCGACAUUUUUUCCAGAGAAGAAUGCAGUGCUGCAGCCAGGUGACAAGAGGUUGAAGAGGAUUCCCUUUGCUACAUUUCGUCCGACGUUUGAAGAGGUGUGUCGCGUGCGAUCGGACCUCAGCAGCGUCCGAUUCUUACCUCUUGAAGCAGCAACAACGUCUUCUGUCGUCAGCGCGAGCAAAGUGAAGAAGAAAACAAAGAAGGCUAGCGACGCAGCGUCCAAAGUGGAAAUUGGGACCGUUGGCAUCCAGCAGGAGGAGGAGGAGGAGGUAGAGGUUCCUCUUCUUAUCCAGCUCGUGAAUGAUGGCGACCUGAAAGGUGUUGAGGAGCUGUUUCUCCAUGUCGAUGAAAAGGACAGCAAAGUGAAUGAGGUGGAUGUCAACUUUAUGACAGCCUUGCACCACGCCGCAGAAAAGAACGCGGUUUCUAUGGUGAGGUUUCUGCUAGAGCAAGGGGCUAACCCGGCCCUUUUGGAUCUGCACAACCGGCCUCCGUACUUUUUGUGCAGCUCGAAAGAAACUCGGAAUGCGUUUCGUCGAUACAUGGGCGAGCAUCCGGACGCAUGGGAUUAUGUAGCAGCACAAAUUCCGGAAGUCCUAACGACUGACAUGGAGCAACGCAAGAGGGAUAAGGAAGCGGAGAAGCGGAAGCGUGCUCGUGAGCGCAAGAAACAGCAGAAAAAGGAACUAGUGCAGCAGAAGCAAGAAGAAGUUGCGCGUCAGGAAGAAAUGGAGCGGAAAAUCGCUGCAGGUCUGGCUUGUGAUUUGUGUGGCAAGUAUGCUGGCAAGUCUCCGUUCACCCGGUUAGAGUACAAGUACUGCUCGACAGAGUGUGUCAACGGACAUAAGCGCAAACUCAUGAGUGAAGCCGCGUUGCGUCGACUCGGAGGUUGA
Molecule: messenger RNA, 1800 nt
Organism: Peronospora matthiolae
Lineage: Eukaryota; Oomycota; Peronosporomycetes; Peronosporales; Peronosporaceae
Source: the annotation of a GenBank genome assembly